This is a messenger RNA of Aureococcus anophagefferens, 1581 nucleotides long. RefSeq lists its product as hypothetical. Gene Ontology annotation, biological process: lipid biosynthetic process. Lineage: Eukaryota; Pelagophyceae; Pelagomonadales; Pelagomonadaceae. The record is from RefSeq and is a predicted model, not a curated record. The transcript has 3 exons. The annotation marks the transcript as partial.
GGCGACCGCUGCGUGCUCGUCUACGAGCCGUGCCUCAGCUUCGUCGUCGCGUUCCUGGGCUGCGGCCGCCGCGGCUGCGUCGCCGUGCCCGUGUUCCCGCCGGAGCCGCGGAAGAAGUUCACGGCGGAGCUCGGCGCCUUCGUGUCCAUCUGCGGCUCCUGCGACGCCCGGUUCGCGCUCACGUCGACGGCGUACGGCUGGGCGAAGAAGGCCGGCGCGCUCGCGGCGUCCGCGGCGUCCGUCUUCGGGCCCCGGGGCGUCGCCUGGCCCGAGUCGCUCAAGUGGAUCGUCUGCGACGCGGACCUGGGCAAGAAGGGCGACGGCCUGCCCCACGGGCCCGUCGACGGCCCCCACGCGAACGUCGCGUUCCUCCAGUACACGUCGGGCUCGACGUCCGAGCCCAAGGGCGUCGUCAUCACGCACGCGUCCCUGACCCACAACCUGACCCUCAUCGUCUCCGAGCUGAAAGCGACGGAGAAGACGGUGUGCGUCUCCUGGCUGCCCCAGUACCACGACAUGGGCUUGAUCGGGAGCUACCUCGGCACGCUCCGCUGCGGCGGGUCGGGCUUCUACGCGUCGCCGUUCACCUUCGUGAAGCGGCCGGCCUGUUGGCUCGAGGCCAUCGCCAAGUUCCGGGGCACGCACAUGCAGGCGCCGAACUUCGCGUACGCGCUGUCGACGCGGAAGCCGCCGGCGGCGAGGCUCGACCUGAGCUGCGUCGAGCACAUGAUCGACGCCGCGGAGCCCGUCGACAAGGGCGCGCUCGACGCUUUCGUCGCCUUCUACGGGCGGGAGCACGGCCUGCCGGAGAACGUCGUCUUCCCGACCUACGGCCUCGCGGAGUCGACGGUCAUGGUCACGUGCAACGGCGCGGCGGCCGCGCGCGUCGACGGCGACGCGCUGCGCGCCGACGGCCUCGUCGUCGAGGCGGCGAACGGCGAGUGGCUCGUGGGCUGCGGCGCGCCGCGGGCCGACGCGGGCGUCGACGUCGCGAUCGUGUCCAACUGCGGCGACGACGACGACGGCCCGAAAAAGCGGCUCGGCGAGGGCCGCGUCGGCGAGAUCUGGGUGUCGUCGCCGUCCACGGCCGCCGGCUACUGGAACCGGGACUGCGACGGCGAGUUCCGCGCGGAGCUCGCCGACGGCACCGGGGGGCCCUGGCUCCGCACGGGCGACGUCGGCUUCCUGCUCCGCGGCGAGCUCUUCGUCUGCGGCCGCCUCAAGGACCUCGUCAUCCUCCGGGGCAAGAACCACUACCCCCAGGACAUCGAGCGGUCCGUCGAGCGGGCCGCGCCGGAGUCGCUGCGCCCGGGCUGCGUCGCGGCGUUCUCCGUCGACGACGGCGGCGAGGAGCGGCUCGUCGUCCUCGCGGAGGGCCCGGACGGCGCGUUGGGCUACGGCGCCCUCGCGGAGCUCGUCGCGAACGCCGUCGCCGCGGAGCACGGCGCGGCCGUCGACGCCCUCGUGUUCCUGAAGCCGCGGACGAUCGCGAAGACGACGUCGGGCAAGAUCGCGCGGAAGCGCUGCAAGGCGGGCCACGCGGCGGGGUCGCUGAAGGUCGCCUUCGCCGCGAACCUGCGC